Messenger RNA from Glycine soja, 1465 nucleotides. RefSeq lists its product as uncharacterized. The record is from RefSeq and is a predicted model, not a curated record. The transcript is spliced from 3 exons. Lineage: Eukaryota; Viridiplantae; Streptophyta; Magnoliopsida; Fabales; Fabaceae. Gene Ontology annotation, biological process: signal transduction. Bases 112 to 1224 code for a protein of 370 amino acids.
GAGAGCGAGGUGGGGCAGCAUGGUAAUUAAGCAAAACCGCGUAGGGCAUUGCCCAUUAGGAGGAGUCAGCCAGACAAGCAAGCCACCCUCUGCUACCGCUUCUCAUCCAUCAUGUCGAAUGAACUAAAAAACUAUGAUGUUUUUCUCAAUUUUCAUGGCAAAGAUUCCGGUUACACCUUCACUGGUACUCUCUAUAAUGCUUUGCGCAGCAAGAGAAUCAAGACCUUUUUCACAAAACAUGAAUAUGGUCGUAAACUACACACUGAUGACAGCCACAUUCCACCCUUUACUCUUAAAGCAAUUAAGGAAUCAAGGAUUUCGGUGGUUGUUUUGUCGGAAAACUAUGCAUCCUCCUCAAGAUGUCUUGAUGAACUUGUGGCCAUCCUUGAGUGUAAAAGGACGAUAAACCAACUGGUGUGGCCCAUCUUUUACAAAGUGGAUCCGUCGCAAGUAAGGCACCAGAAAGGUAGCUAUGGAGAACACAUUUGUAAUUUUAAAAAUUUUUUUAGAGAUUACAACGAUUCCAAUGAGAGGGUGAAGCAAUGGAGAGCAGCUUUAUCUGAAGUCAGCAAAUUGAGUGGAUGGCUUUACAAUGAUCGGAGGUCCCAGUACGAAUAUGAAUUCAUCGAAAGGAUCGUGGAAUCAACCGUGCAAGCCUUGCCCGGAUAUGAUGUUUUUCUGAGUUUUACCGGAGAGGAUACCCGCUACACUUUCACAGGUUUUCUCUAUAAUGCCUUUCGCCGAGAGGGAUUCAAAAUCUUCAUGGAUGAUGAGGAAUUGGAGAGUGGGAACCAAAUUUCACAGAAGCUUAUGAGAGCAAUUGAGAGUUCAAAGAUUUCAAUUGUUGUGCUCUCUGAAAACUAUGCAUAUUCCACCUGGUGUCUUGAUGAACUUGCCAAGAUCAUUGAGUGUAUGAAGACCAACAAUCAAAUGGUUUGGCCAAUAUUUUACAAUGUGCAAAAGUCGGAUGUAUGCAAUCAAACAAAAAGUUAUGGUGAAGCCAUGACUGAACAUGAAAAAAGAUUUGGAAAGGACUCUGAGAAGGUGCAGAAAUGGAGGUCUGCUUUGUCUGAAAUCAAAAACUUGGAAGGAGACCAUGUCAAACAAAAUGAGUACCAACAUGAAUUAAUCGAAAGGAUUGUGGAAAAGGUCAUUAAAAUUGAAGGUAGCAAGCAUACAGCAAAUCCUUUCCUUUUAUCCAAUGACAGCUACGAGGAAGAAUGAGUGAAAGAGGGUCAAAUAUAUGCUGUGGAGCUGUGAAACUAACUGAUUGUAACCUCUAUAACUGCCCUUGAAUUCAUUUGUUCCUAUCAAUGUUGUUUUUACAUCCAGUUCAAUUCCUAAGGUUUAUUGUAUUCCUUCUAAAUCUUGUUUCAAUUCUCGAGGUCUGUUGUGAUUUUUCUACAUCUUGUUUCAAUGUUUUGUGUUGAUUAGAUGAAAAAAAAAGUGGUAAUAUUUUUUGUCA